This is a messenger RNA of Epinephelus lanceolatus (giant grouper), 1677 nucleotides long. RefSeq lists its product as uncharacterized. Gene Ontology annotation, molecular function: protein binding. The record is from RefSeq and is a predicted model, not a curated record. Lineage: Eukaryota; Metazoa; Chordata; Actinopteri; Perciformes; Serranidae.
UCGAGGCACAGAGAGCGUCUAUAAGCUCCUGGGUCCAGGUAUCACUGGAUAAUAAUUCAUUUGUAACCGGUAUCCCCGACAGGUGAUCAUUUCAUUGUAUGCGUCUGUUCCAAAGACACACUAUAUGACACGGUGUUAAAUCCAGCUGUCCACCCUCCGUGUCUCGUGUCUGUGCUGGCUUCUGAGUGAUGGGAAGGUGCCUCGGUAUGUAAGGUAGCCUACACGGAAGUGUAAUUACAGCGCGUGUCGCUGUGCGUAAAUGACAGGAGAUUUUAUGUAUCUGUUGGCAACGACCACAGCUGGUCCCCAGACAUGGCACCAAAAGACCCUCUGCUUGCCACCCUCAAAGUGUGUGUGCUGAACCUACAGUCACAUGGAGAGACGGUGUCAGACUCCAACCCUCACCUCGCCUCCUGCUGUGAGCUUCUUGAGCUGGUCCUCAGGAAGGGGCUCCAACAGCCAGUUCUCAGUCUGGUACAAAGAGACUACUGGCACUGUUUUGAACAGCUUAUCCACCAAGAUGCCUGCGGCAGGCUGUCCGCCCUGUCCUUGGUGGUGGAGCAGACCAGAGUUUGCAAAAAGCUGCUCUCAGCUCAGGGCCGAGGCCGCUACCUGCUCAGAUUGGCCCUCAGUCGCAAGACGUUACCACAGUUCAUCACACAUCUGCUGCACACACCCAGAAUCCUUGAGUGGUACAGUCCGACAAUGUCAAUCCUCAGGAAUGAGGAAUUUGUGGAGCCUUUCAUGUCGUUGCUACUGGUCCUCUCUCACAUGGAGUUUAAACUCAACAUGGAGAAUUGCAGUUUUCUGGAUGAGAGUUGGCUCCUUCCGGUGUGUGAGACAUAUGAAGUAGUGCCCUGUCGGGAAGUAGGGUUGGUGUUGAGGUAUCUCCAUGGGCGUGUCUUCGUCCUCGAACUGACACCUGGUAGUCAGGCUCAUGUCGACAAGUUUAUCUGCCCUGGUGACAUCAUUGAUGAGAUCAAUGGGACCUCACUGAGGAAUUCCAAGAAUGGACAGGCAGGUGUCGUUCUGUCUCGUCUGAAGGGCUGCCCUCUGUCCAUCAGCGUUCUGCGGUGGAGGGCUCAGGAUGGGACAGUGUAUCGGCCCAUUAUCAAGCUCCUGCGGGCCCUGACGACGGAGAACCCCACCCUGCAGCUUGGUCCUGCUCCCUCCCAGCAGUCAGCCAACAAAGACCAGAGAAACUCUCCGUCACAGUGUCUCAAAGAGGGAAGGAUUGUGUACAUUGUGCAGUAUUUGGGAAAAGCAAGCAUUGGAACGUUUGGGGGCAAGGAGGUGUUACAGCAGGGCAUUAAAGAAGUAUUGCAGAAAAACCUGCCUAGCAAGGAAGUGCUCUUAGAUAUGAAGGAGACGCAUUUGACAUGCACAGAUAGAAACAGUAAACAGGAGCUGUUUGAGCAUCACUAUCCAGAGAUUUCAUGUGUAGGAAGAUAUGGUCAACCAGACUACACAGUAUUUGCAUUCUGUGUGGCAGACUCCCCAGAAACCCCUGAGUCAACAGGCUUCUGCUGUGUGGCACUAAGAGCCAGCAGCAUCAAGGAGUGUGAAGAGGUUGUCUGCCGUAUUGCUACUGGUUUCAAGCAUACUGAAUGGUUUGUAUGACAACCCAGUGGCCAACUGUUCAUUUGUAAAUAAAAUGUCAACUGUGUUUAAAGAUCA